Messenger RNA from Hemicordylus capensis (graceful crag lizard), 1666 nucleotides. RefSeq names its product mitochondrial ribosomal protein L28 (gene MRPL28). The record is from RefSeq and is a predicted model, not a curated record. Bases 614 to 1378 code for a protein of 254 amino acids. The transcript has 5 exons. Gene Ontology annotation, molecular function: structural constituent of ribosome. Lineage: Eukaryota; Metazoa; Chordata; Lepidosauria; Squamata; Cordylidae. Gene Ontology annotation, cellular component: mitochondrial large ribosomal subunit.
CUGCCCCAAGCUUUCGUCUCUGGGCAGGUUAACAAUAGCAUAAAACAAGUUAAAAACAUAUACAAACACUUAAAACAAUAACAAUUUUAAAAACAAACCAGAGAUUAAAACCUAUUUUUUUUUAAAAAGCUUAGAAUGGGAAGUGGGAGCUGUGCGGCUCCCAUUGGUGAUGGGGCGAACUGGAGAGAGAGGAGCAAGUGGAGCUCCAGGAAGAACAGGCAGAUGUCGUCCCACCCUACCCCGGGAGGGUCAGUGCCCUGCAAAAACUGGGCUCAGCGAGCGGGGGUGGACAGGCUAGCUUGGGGAGGGCCGGGUUUUUUUCUCUGCUGGAUCUGCGGGAAAGCCUUGGGCAGGGCCGGCUUCACGCACACGAGCAAGGGGAGGACCCCCCACCCGCCGCCUUGUGCAAAGCCACACCGGCUGGUCCGCCGCCUGCGGAGCAGCUUCGGGCUCCCUCCCGCGGGUAUCCCUCCCGCCGCCAUGGCAACGGCGUGGCCCCGCCCCCUCAACAUCCGGGCAGCGCGCCUCUUCCCUUGGCUGCGCCAAUCAGGAAAGGGCGGAAGCGGUGAGAGUGUGUGGUUCCGGGUCAGGGCGCCCGCUGGGUCCAGCAGCGAUGCUGCUGCACAAGGUGCCUCCGCGGCUCUGGGACGCGCUGCGGCUGGAGCAGGGCAUAUAUGCCCGGUUGCCCCAGCACUACCUGCGCCGCCUGCGGGAGGACGCCGCCGCUCAGUCCCCCGCCGUCCACUGGAAAGCCCACAGCGCCAAGUUCGUUCGCGACCCCGCCACCGGGCAGCGCCAGCGCGUGCAGAACGUGCCCAUUGAGCCCUACUUCCCGCCCGAGAGCCAGGAGGGUCUGUGGGGCGGCGAGGGCCUGAUCUCGGGCUUCCGCUAUGCCAACAAUGACAAGCUCUCCACCAGGCUGAAGAAGACCUGGAAGCCACAACUCUUUUAUCGGGAGCUGUACAGUGAGAUCCUGGAUAAAAAGCUGAGGAUUACAGUCACCAUGAGGACCCUGGACCUGAUCGAUGAGGCCUACGGUUUUGAUUUCUACAUUCUGAAGACUCCGAAGGCUGAGCUGUGUUCAAAGGUGGGCAUGGACUUGAAGCGCACAAUGCUUUUAAGACUUGCACGCCAGGAUCCCUCUCUCCAUCCUGAUGACCCAGCUAAGAGAGAGGCUGUUUAUAAUAAGUAUAAGGAGUUUGUGAUCCCGGAGGAGGAGGCAGAAUGGGUUGGGCUGACUUUGGAAGAGGCUGUGGAAAAGCAGAGGCUUCUGGAGCGGAAGGAUCCUGUUCCCCUGUUCAAAGUCUAUGCAGAAGAACUGGUUCAGCAGUUCCAAGAACAGAAACUUUCUGAAUCAACUGAAGUGCAGAAGUGUUGAUCAGGAGCCAGUCACCCUUUGGGGGUAGUGAAUUCCUCCUCCUCCUCAGGUUCACAUUGCACAGGCCACAGGAUAGAACUGCUGGAUUUAGAACAGUUAUUUGUGUGAGACCUGCCUAAAUCUUAUGUGAAGGACAGAAUGGGGCCUCCUGCUGUGCUUCCUGGGAGGCUGACAGAUAAUAGCCAGUGUCUGGACUAGAGUGGGGAGACACCAGCCGUCUUGAACUGGAUUCUUGGCUUCUGUUAUGGAUGCUUUUACAGAGCACCAAUAAAGAAGAGUAUGCUUUCA